Messenger RNA from Anoplopoma fimbria (sablefish), 2092 nucleotides. RefSeq names its product beta-carotene 15, 15-dioxygenase 2, like (gene bco2l). NCBI's taxonomy places the organism in Eukaryota, Metazoa, Chordata, Actinopteri, Perciformes, Anoplopomatidae. The coding region runs from base 17 to 1678 and encodes 553 amino acids. The transcript is spliced from 12 exons. Gene Ontology annotation, biological process: carotene catabolic process; retinal metabolic process. The record is from RefSeq and is a predicted model, not a curated record. Gene Ontology annotation, cellular component: mitochondrion. Gene Ontology annotation, molecular function: carotenoid dioxygenase activity; beta-carotene 15,15'-dioxygenase activity.
UGCAGAACAGCCAGCCAUGUCCAAGACCACAGAGCCCCAGACAAACAGCAUGUCCAGCAGGCAGCGAUGUCCACAGGUCAAGGGGCUGGAGAACAUUGAGCCUUUGGUGUGUUCUGUGGAGGAAACCCCUGAUCCCAUCCCCACCACAAUCACGGGAACUAUUCCAACCUGGAUCAAUGGGAGUUUCCUGAGAAAUGGUCCUGGAAAGUUUGAAUUUGGAAAAGACAGAUACACCCACUGGUUUGACGGCAUGGCCAUGAUGCACCGGUUCCACAUCUGUGAGGGCAAUGUCACCUACAGUAGCCGAUUCCUGCAAAGUGACUCAUACGUCAGCAACUCAGAGAAGAACCGCAUCGUGGUGUCAGAGUUUGGGACAUUAGCCAUGCCGGAUCCCUGCAAGAACAUCUUUGCACGCUUCUUUUCGCGCUUUCAGAUCCCCAAGGCCACAGAUAACGCCAGUGUGAACUUUGUCAAGUACAAGGGAGACUAUUAUGUCAGCACAGAAACCAACUACAUGAGACGAGUAGAUCCCCAGAGCCUGGAGACGAAGGAGAAGGUGGACUGGAGUAAAUACAUUGCUGUCAACUCAGCCACAGCUCACCCACACUAUGACCGUGAUGGAGCCACCUACAACAUGGGCAACUCCUACGGAAAAAGCGGUUUCUUCUACAACAUCCUGCGUGUGCCUCCUCCUGAGGAGAAAGGAGCAGUGGAGGACUCUGCAGACCUGAAUGGAGCCAGGGUGAUCUGCUCCAUCCGUGCUUCUGAAGCCAGGAAGCCUUCCUAUUAUCACAGCUUUGUCAUGUCUGAGAACUACUUUGUGUUCAUUGAGCAGCCGAUCAAGCUGGACCUGCUGAAGUUCAUGCUAUACAGAAUCCAGGGAAAGAGCUUUCAUAAAGUCAUGACCUGGGAACCUCAGUAUGACACCGUCUUCCACUUGGUCAACAGGCACACUGGCAAGGAGAGUGAAGUGAGGUACCUUGCAGCACCAAUGUUCACACUGCAUCAGAUCAACGCUUUCGAGGACGACGGCUUCUUGGUUAUGGACAUGUGCUGUGGGGACGAUGGUGAGGUCAUUGGAGACUUUACACUGGAGAACCUCAGAGGCACGGGAGAGGACUUGGACAAGUUUUACAACUCGUUGUGCAGAAACCUCCCAAGGAGAUAUGUCCUACCCCUGACAGUGGACGAACAAACCCUUUUGGACCAAAACCUCGUCACUCUGCAUAACUAUAGAGCCACAGCAAAGAAGACAAAACCAAGAGAGGUUUACCUGACCCACGAGGAACUUCACAAUGACGAGCUGCUGCAAUACGGUGGCCUAGAGUUCCCUCAGAUCAACUAUGACCAGUACAAUGGAAGACCAUACCGCUACUUCUACUCCUGUGGCUUUGGACACGUCUUCAGUGACUCCCUGCUCAAAAUGGAUGUCCACACCAAGGAGCUUAAGGUGUGGCGUUAUCCCGGCUUGUACCCGUCUGAGCCUGUCUUUGUUGCGUCGCCCGAAGCUACUGAGGAAGAUGAUGGAGUGGUCUUGUCAGUCAUCAUCACACCCAGAGAAGACAAAAGUACUUUCCUACUUGUUCUGGAUGCAAAGACCUUCACUGAGCUGGGAAGAGCAGAGGUCCCUGUCAACAUCCCAUACGGGACCCACGGCGUGUUUAACAAGAUGGGCUAGAUGUGCCACUAUUCCUGAAAUGUAACCAGUAACCAGCCUCUUUAUCCACAGAAUGUGAUUGUCUCUGUUGAUGUUAUUUCAUGUAAAAUUCCUGAACUGUAAAAGAAAUUAGAGCUGGUAUAAACCUGCAGACUCAUGCUAUUUGUUUGUAGCUCAGCCAUCAGAAAGAUGGCAAUCUUUUGGAGACUAACAAGGCAGAAAGCCCAGCAUGGAAUCAGCACACUGAUAAAGUUUGUCCUCUAAGUGUUAUCAUGUGCUCUUGUAAGAUAUUGAAACAGCCUUUAGACAAUGGCCAGACUCCCAUACGGAUGGCGAUUACUUGGAAGAAAUAAUACUUUACGCGGAAAACCUUUUGAAAAAAUAAAACACAACAUGACAUUAAAUACACACAUUGCAAUAAAAUCCAUUUCCUCU